UGCAUCUGCCAAUCAGGUUGUUUGUCUUCCCACAACAGCUGUGAUCUGUUGCUUGACAUGUCUGCCUUGCAGAAAUACACGAAGCAAGACGAUCGGCAGUUGAAAAUCCUAAAAAAAACAUUCUCUCAUUUUUUUUUCUUUUUCCUUUUUCCAUCCUUCAUCAUCUUCCUCUUUUCUUUCUUCUUUCCUAGACACUUCCUUCAUCUCUACUUCCUCUCUUCAAGCCAUGACCUUCUUUGAAGCUACCUGCACCGCGCCCGUCAAUAUUGCCGUCGUCAAGUAUUGGGGCAAGCGUGAUACCUCCUUAAUCCUCCCAACCAACUCAUCCUUGUCUGUCACGCUCUCACAGGAUCAGCUUCACUCCAAGACUACCAUCCGUGCCUCGGCCGAUUUCACAUCAGACCGCCUUUGGUUGAACGGCAUUGAGGAAUCCAUUGAGAAGAACAAGCGCCUUGUUGCAUGUCUCCGUGAAACUCGUGCUCUUCGCGCUCAAAUCGAGGCCAAGGAUGAAUCUGCUCCCAAGUUGUCAGGAUUGAAGAUCCAUAUCUGCUCAGAGAAUAACUUCCCAACAGCUGCUGGAUUGGCUUCUUCUGCUUCUGGUUAUGCCUGUUUGGUUUACACGCUCUCCAAGCUGUUUGAGUUGCCUCUCAAUGCUUCGGAUCUGUCAAUUGUCGCUCGCCAGGGAUCUGGAUCGGCUUGCAGGAGUCUGUUCGGUGGCUUUGUCGCCUGGGAAAUGGGCGAGAAGGAAGACGGAUCGGACAGCAGAGCUGUUCAGGUCGCCCCUGAGACUCACUGGCCAGACUUGCAGGCUUUGAUUUGUGUAGUCUCGGAUGAAAAGAAGGGCACUUCUUCAACUGAGGGAAUGCAAUUGACUGUGAAAACGUCAGCCCUGUUGCAACAUCGUAUCAAGAAUGUGGUUCCCAAGCGCAUGGAGGAGAUGAUCGCCGCUAUUCACAACAAAGAUUUCCCCCGAUUUGCAGAACUCACCAUGCAGGACUCUAACCAGUUCCAUGCUGUCUGCCUCGACACCUACCCGCCAAUCUUCUAUAUGAAUGAUAUCUCAAGAGCCAUCAUCCGCAUCAUUUCGGAAUAUAAUAAGGAUGGUAUCAAGGCCGCUUACACAUUCGAUGCAGGUCCAAAUGCUGUUAUUUAUGCUCCUCAGCAGAAUAUGCGGGAGAUUUAUGCUAUUCUUUCACAUUACUUCCCUGGCCACGCUUUCGAGGACUCCCUUGGAUUGAAGAAGAACGACACUGUUCAUGCGCUUCCUCAAAACUUUGAUACGCGGGUCUCACCUGUCUUCUCCCAGGGUGCUGUCAAACAGAUCCUGCACACCAAGGCUGAUGACGGUCCUCGUGUCCUAGACUCUGCUCAGUAUGGUCUUUUGAAUGCUGAAGGCCUUCCCAAGCGUCUUGCUUAAGCGCACUUAUUGUUCCCUGUCAUAUUUUUUCUUUCAUUAAUAAAACUUUCGCAACACUACGCCUUCUUAUGUUUAUUAUGGCAAAGUAAACUUGCUUACUCAUUUAUUAAUCCAAGUCCUCACCACCUAGCUAGACCUUAUUUAGCUUCUUAAACUUGAACAGAUGUCGAAGGACACGCGCUUCAAUUGAAUUAUCCUGCUGU
Messenger RNA from Lobosporangium transversale, 1620 nucleotides. Its product is annotated as Diphosphomevalonate decarboxylase. Gene Ontology annotation, molecular function: ATP binding; diphosphomevalonate decarboxylase activity. Gene Ontology annotation, biological process: isoprenoid biosynthetic process; isopentenyl diphosphate biosynthetic process, mevalonate pathway. Bases 227 to 1417 code for a protein of 396 amino acids. The record is from RefSeq and is a predicted model, not a curated record. NCBI's taxonomy places the organism in Eukaryota, Fungi, Mortierellomycota, Mortierellomycetes, Mortierellales, Mortierellaceae. The transcript has a single exon. Gene Ontology annotation, cellular component: cytosol.